CUGCUGAAGACUUGGCUGAAAAGAAGAAUCGUCCUGAAGCUGCAACCAGUAGUUCUCCUGGCUACAACUACAACUGAUCCUUUUACUAUCAGAACCUGGAUGAAUGAGAAUCUUCAGAGGCGCCUCAUCGCAACUCGCACUGAACAUGGAUGCCAUGAAGGAAGAGGACAUCUAUGCCUUUUUACCAGAGCAUUUGUCUACAGACACCAAAUAUAGUGGCACUUGUAGAGGUACUACACCAAUCUGCAAAGAAGAACCAUGUUUAUCCCAUGAACUUGAAGGAGGGGAGAAGUCUCAUGUCACGAAAUGUUGUGGUGAUGAGAGAACUUCUACAACUCAGCCAUCAACUCCAUCACAACAGGCAAUACCUGUGAAGGUGAUUAAAGAAGAAGAACAAGAUAUUUAUGAUUUCCUCCCCGAGUAUUUGUACAGAACAAAGGAGGAAGAGAAUGAAACUGGCACAUCGUACAUGAAAGAAGAAGCCAUGGCCGUGAAAAGAGAAACAGAGUAUUCUCUAAUGGAAUGCAAUGGACACAUGGCCCUAAUAGAUGAACACCAGACAGCUUCUACUAGCACAGACCAUCAACAGUGUGCCACAUCUGAAAAGAGGUUCGAAGCAGAACAGCACCAGAGAACCCAUGCACCAGGAACCCCAUUCAAAUGUGCCACAUGUGGGAAAGGAUUUACACAUAAGGGUCAUCUCAACAGGCAUCAGAGAACCCAUACUGGAGAAAGGCCUUACCAGUGUGCUACAUGUGGAAAAGGCUUUACACAGAAAGGCAGCCUCAUUUCCCAUCAGAGGAUCCAUACUGGAAACAAACCAUAUCAAUGUUCAACAUGCGGAGCAGCCUUUUCACAACUCACCUCUUUGACUUAUCACCAGAAAACCCACACUGGAGAAAGGCCUUACCAGUGUACUACAUGUGGAAAAGGCUUUAAACAGAAAUGUGACCUUAUAACCCAUCAGAGAACCCAUACUGGAGAAAGGCCUUACCAGUGUUCUACAUGUGGAAAAGCCUUCAUUAACAACAGUAAUCUCAUUUCCCAUCAGAGGAUCCAUACUGGAGAAAGGCCUUACCAGUGUGCUACAUGUGGAAAAGCCUUCAUUAACAACAGUAAUCUCAUUUCCCAUCAGAGGAUCCAUACUGGAGAAAGGCCUUACCAGUGUGCUACAUGUGGGAAAGGCUUUACAACUAUAGGUAACCUCACCGCCCAUCAGAGAACCCAUACUGGAGAUAAACCAUACCAAUGUUGAACAUGCGGAGCAGCCUUUUCGCAACUCGCCUCUUUGGCUUAUCACCAGAAAACCCACAUUGGAGAAAGGCCUUACAUGUGGAAAAAGCUUUAAACAGAUUGGUGCCCUCAUCACCCAUCAGAGAAGCCAUACUGGAGAAAGGCCUUACCAGUGUGCUACAUGUGGAAAAGGCUUCACACAAAACCGUUGUCUCAUUUCCCAUCAGAGAAUCCAUACUGGAGAACGACCAUACCAGUGUGCUACAUGUGGAAAAGGAUUUGGACAGAAAUAUAAUCUCAACAGGCACCAGAGAAUCCAUGCUGGAGAAGGUCCUCAGUAGUGUGCUAUGUGUGGACCAGGCUUUGCACUGAAAGGUGUCCUCAUCUCCCAUCAGAACAUCCUUCAGAAAUGUAUUACUUGUGUUUUUGACUUUUUUAAAAUAAAGUUUCUUUUCAUGGCACAAUGAA
Molecule: messenger RNA, 1701 nt
Organism: Engraulis encrasicolus (European anchovy)
Lineage: Eukaryota; Metazoa; Chordata; Actinopteri; Clupeiformes; Engraulidae
Product: zinc finger protein 239-like
Exons: 2
Coding region: 104-1255 (383 amino acids)
Biological process (GO): regulation of transcription by RNA polymerase II
Molecular function (GO): RNA polymerase II cis-regulatory region sequence-specific DNA binding; DNA-binding transcription factor activity, RNA polymerase II-specific
Source: RefSeq, a predicted model, not a curated record